CCCAGUAGCCCUGUUUUCAUCUCUCUGUUUAUUUGUAGUUCAAACAUAAGUGUUACUUUCUGGGAUAAUUUCGGCCAAAACUUUGAUAAGCUUAUGAAAAGUGGUUUGGAAAAGCCAGUUAUUAUCAUCAUUUCAGGAUGCAGGGUUGGGAAAUGGAAUGGUAAACACUUUACUAUCUAUGAUGAUCAUUAACACUCCUUAUAUGGUUUCUGUAAUUUUACAUCGACUUACAGGUGAGAUAGACAUAUCAAACAACACAGCGACAACUGUAUAUCUCAACUACAAGCACCAUAGUGUAGUGACACUAAGGAAAUUGUUGACAAACCCUGAAUUUGCCAAGAAGGCUUUAGGAAAACCAAAAGUCAAGUCAAUGGCUAUGGCAACAGUUAAAGAACUUGAAAACCUGGGAAAAGAUGACAUUGAGGGAUUUUUCAUGGCACAUGUGAAGAUUACUAAGAUUGAUGAAACUUUUAGCUGGUUUUACAAUGCUUGCACAAGUUGUGACAUGGAGGUCACAGUUGGAAAUCCAUGUCCAAUAUGUGAAGCUUGCAACAGAUACGUUCCGUAUCCCCAGAAAAAGUUUAAAAUUCAUGUUGUUGCUGAGGACCAAACCGGCCAGAUGCCAGUAGUGUUAGGAGACAGAGAAGUGCGUGCAAUAACUGGGAGAAGAGCUUCUGAUUUUGCUGAUCAGGUAUUUGUCAUCUUUUACGUAUUCAAUUGACUGCAGAAAUCAAACUAAGAGUUCUUCACACCAGAUUU
Messenger RNA from Daucus carota subsp. sativus, 759 nucleotides. RefSeq lists its product as uncharacterized. NCBI's taxonomy places the organism in Eukaryota, Viridiplantae, Streptophyta, Magnoliopsida, Apiales, Apiaceae. The coding region runs from base 158 to 721 and encodes 187 amino acids. The transcript is spliced from 4 exons. The record is from RefSeq and is a predicted model, not a curated record.